Messenger RNA from Melospiza georgiana, 552 nucleotides. RefSeq names its product baculoviral IAP repeat-containing protein 5.1-like. Bases 1 to 552 code for a protein of 183 amino acids. The record is from RefSeq and is a predicted model, not a curated record. The transcript has 4 exons. NCBI's taxonomy places the organism in Eukaryota, Metazoa, Chordata, Aves, Passeriformes, Passerellidae.
AUGGAGAGGCUGCUGCAGGAGCUCAGCUCAGCUUCCAAGCUCUUAAUUGACUAUAAGGAGAUGUAUGAGUAUGAGAACCGUCUGAAAACCUUCACCAAGUGGCCCUUCCAGGAAAACUGCAGGUGCUCUCCAGAGAAUAUGGCAAAGGCUGGCUUCAUCCACUGCCCAAGUGCAAGUGAACAAGAUAUAGCAAAAUGUUUCUUUUGCUUGUUAGAACUGGUGGGCUGGGAACCAAAUGAUGACCCAUGGGAGGAACACACCAAACGUCACACCUGUGACUUCUUAGCCCUUCCCAAGCACUUUGAUGAUCUGACAAUGGAGGAGUACUACAUGCUGGAGCUGACACGGCUGAAGACCUUCAUUCGCAAAGUUGGCAACCGCACAAUAAACGCUUUUGAAGAAGAAGUCGCGGCGACGAGGCAGAGGCUGCAGAAUUACUUCGGCUCCGGAGCCUCGCUGCCGGCACUGCCGCCUGUCGGGGAUGAGCCUGCAGCCCAGGAGCCGGGAGGCUCAGCUGCCGGCCCCACGGAGCCCAGGACAAGUGAGCUGUGA